Molecule: messenger RNA, 1772 nt
Organism: Pectinophora gossypiella (pink bollworm)
Lineage: Eukaryota; Metazoa; Arthropoda; Insecta; Lepidoptera; Gelechiidae
Gene: dmpd
Product: F-box only protein 28
Exons: 8
Coding region: 183-1772 (529 amino acids)
Biological process (GO): positive regulation of DNA-templated transcription
Cellular component (GO): nucleus
Molecular function (GO): transcription coactivator activity; protein binding
Source: RefSeq, a predicted model, not a curated record
UCCUCCUUCCUGGGUUCUACUUUGCGUGGAAAAAAAAAAGUAUAUUUUUUGUGAAAGCGUAGCGCAUUUGAACCUAUUGCGUCUCAUUAUAAUUUGUUAUAAAAUAAAAGCAUCCUAAUCAACAAAAGAUGUGCAUGAAUUCUUGAUUUUCAGAGUAUUCAUUAGAAAGUGAAACGGGCAAGAUGGUAUCAACGAGACAGAUGAGUAGCGUGGGGGGCGGAGGCGCUGGCGAAGGUUCGGGCUCCGCUCCAGGCGGGGUGCAUGGGGAGCCGGCGGCCGUGCCGCGCGUGACUCGCCACUCCAGUGCCUUGCUGCCUGGUGGCUCAUCGCCGCUCGCAGGCUCCUCCAAAUGCUCGUCUUUAGUGCCUGCGCCCAAGUCUUACUCCACUAAUCUUCUUGAUCUGCCUAUUGAAGUCUUGGAAAAGGUCUUCAGCUAUGUGGGCUUCAAGGGUGUCUCACAUUUGAGAAUGGUCAACCGACAUUUCAACACAAUAUGCAGUGGCAUUUUAAAUUCCACAUUUCAACGGUUGCAAAAUCAGAUGCUUCAUAGGUUUCAAUCAAUAAAGGCAAAGAUGCCAAGAAGGGAAUCAGCUCGGAGAAGCCACCCCUUAGCUUGCGAGUCAGAUAUUAUUGAAACCUUGCACAUGAGGCUGAGUCUCUUACAAAUGACUUUCGGUAAACAUAUUGAGAGAAAACACUGCUGUUUUUUCCCUGGAGAGAUAUUGGAUGAGGUGUAUAGUAUCUUAUCGUAUCUGAAGACUACAACGAAACUAGCAAGGCCUUAUAAAGUGACAGAUGAAUUGUUUGACCUAACCACCAUGGCCAUGGAAUACUUCAAAGAACACAUUGAGCCUAACUUGCCAGAAAUCACAUAUUUUGGUACAGAUUUCUUCGAUAUCACCACAGCAUUUUCACCGGGCGAGAGCAGUAAAUCAUACAUCUGCCUGGACUCCCCGCCACCAAACGGGUUCGAGUCGUCGUCGCAGCAAGCGGGUCCGUCGACGAGCGAGCGGCGCGUGUCCUCGCUCAACUCGUACUCGUACAUGGAGGAGAGCCUGCCGCCUUCGCCGCCGCCGCCGCAAAGCAACAUGGUGCUGAGGAAGCGGAUACACCGCAUCAAGCAGGGCAUGAAAAAGUACAAUGACCAGCUGUCGGCGUUGCGCAGCGACCUGCGCAGUUGCAAGCGCAAGACCGCGCUGCAACAGAAACAGAUUGCGGAGCAACAAAAGCAAAUAGCCGAGCAGCAGAAGCAGACGCUCGAGUACGCCAACCGCCUCGACGACUAUGACAAGAAGAACGAAGAGACUAGCCGGAAGUUUCAGACACUUUUGCAGGAGCUGAACAAGUGUAAAACUGAGCUGCAGUACUGGCGGUCGCGGUCCCCGGCCGUGCCGCCGCUGUGCGCCGAGUGCGGCGCGCUGCUGCGCCUGUCGCCCGUAGUCGCCGGCCAGUGGGCCGCUGGAUCGAGCGCGGAGGUGGCGGAGGUGGAGGUGGCGGGCGGCAGCGGCGCGGCGGGCGCGCUGCCCGCGGCGCUGGGCACGCCCACGGAGCGGCCGCGCUCGCCGGCCGCCGCGCCCGCCGCGCCGGCCGCGGCCGCGCGCGCCGACCCGCCCGCCGACGAGCCCGCCGCCACGCCGCCCUCGCGCCGCCGCGCCUCCGCCGACACCGGCGCCCACAGCGGCACCAACAGCGGCGCCAACUGCGGCACCAACACCGGCACCAACACGCCCGAGCGCAAGAAGCGCCGCCUCACGCGCCCGAGGAAGCUCUGA